CGCGUGCGCUGUGUGCGUUCGCGUCCGGGUUGAGGCAUGAAUCGCAAAAUCUUGUUUUUAUCAAGUUGAACACGACCGAAAGUCACAAUUUAUCACACACUUUAUGUUUUGUUUUACUGAACUUUAAUGGAGCUGACAGUUUCCUGUAAUGUUUGGACCAAACCGACGACUAACUCUGUCUGUUUCAGUCUUGCAUAAACAAUAUAUAAUAAAGUACUUAGAACACAAUGCAAUUAAAUAUUCCAUAUGCAUAAGGUAUGCGCAUUUUAAGCUACUGUAAGAUAUCAAAAGACGCUUAAAAACUUCACAUGAGUUGCAGAAAUGUCACAAACCAGCUCUAAACGAGUGGGCGUGGCGCAGCUCACUCAGGUGAGAGGCAGGGGGAGGAAAUCUCAAACACAGGAAGCUGGGAAAGGUAGGCUGCUUUUUUUUUUUCUCGGCAUAAACGAAAACAAGACCACAAAGGCGGACAAAAAUGCCAGAGAGGGGAAGACACCAUGAGAGGAGUGAUGUGUAUGCAGAGUACAAGAGCAGGGACAGGGACUAUUCACACAAUGGAGGCCAUGCUUCAUAUGACAACAGGGGUCGCAACCAAAGGCCUAGAGACAUGGAUGAGAGGGGCUCUGCUGGUGACAGGAGGGCCAAACAAAACAGACAGAGGGACAUGACAACUGCCUCUCACACGGAGCCACCUGCUUACAGAGACAGUGACCCUGAAGGACCCUCAAGACUGUCCAGAGAUACUUCGUUGUAUCACUCUGAAGGGGAGCACUAUGAGCCACAACACAGACAAGCUCUUUACAAUCUCAGAUACAUCUUAACCAGCAGAGGUCUCUGCCAGCUCAUGGAGCUGUUUGUGAAUCUGCUUAUCGUCAUCUGUGCUGGAGUGCCAUACAGCAACAAUGGCGGUUACCGUGACCUGGCCAGCCUUGGUGGAGUCUACUACUAUCACUUUGGUGGAGCCAAUGCCUUCACUGGAGCCGAUGCAGACAGGGUGAAGGAGCUGGACCGACUGUUUCAUCAGCUCAAGCGACCUCCGUACGUCUUCACCAUGGCCUGUGGUGGGGUUUUAAUGAUCUACACCUGCAUCAUGCUUGGCCUGGGGAUUUUCAGAGUCCCUUACCGUUUUCCCCCUGUGCUGCUGGGUGAAGCUCUGCUGAAUUUCCUGAUUGGCCUGGGCUACAUCCCUGCGCUGGCCUUCUACUUUAUUAAGCUGCAGGAAACCUACAACAACCCCAUCUGUAAGGAGAGAGAGCAGAUGUACAAGAGCAAAGGGCACAAGGGCUUUGAGUGCCAGUUCCAUGGUGCAGAUAUCGCAGGAGGUCUCUUUGGGGUGCUGGGGGUGUUUGUUUUCAUCUUUGGUGCCGUGUUAGCCGUCAGAGCUUUCAGGUCAGUGCGGGAGCUAAAGAAGCAAAGGACAGACGAGGACAAUCAUUUGUAAGCUGAAUAAAAGUAGGAUUGAGUAGAAGUCCCUACAACAAGAAAACAUGGAAGAUUUUGUUAUAUUGGAUGCAAAUGUGUAUUCACUCGUGUUAAAUGUGAUCUGAAUUUUUAUUCUUUUUUUAUGGUUUGAAUACGUUUUUAAAGUUUAUUUUGUAUAGUGCUUUUUAUUCCUACCACUUUUCCAGUUUACAUACCUGUGUACAGUCUGUUACAUUUUUUUUAGAUAAAUGUGGUUAUAAUAAACAACUAAAACGAUAAA
Larimichthys crocea (large yellow croaker) is the source of this 1702-nucleotide messenger RNA. RefSeq names its product MARVEL domain containing 3 (gene marveld3). Lineage: Eukaryota; Metazoa; Chordata; Actinopteri; Sciaenidae. The record is from RefSeq and is a predicted model, not a curated record. The transcript has 4 exons. Bases 476 to 1441 code for a protein of 321 amino acids. Gene Ontology annotation, cellular component: membrane.